AUGCCUUAUAGAGAAUUGCAGGAACUAUUCGGAAAACCAAACAUAAUAGCGGAAAUACGAGACAAGCGACUGAGUUGGCUGAGACCUAUGCUUAAGUCAAUAAAAAAUGAUGUAUCAAACUGGAUUCCUCAGGGAGAAAGGCCUAUUAGAAGACCGAAACAGAGAUGUAUGGCCCAAAGAAAAAACGAACCAAACCAACUUAGGAUAGUUAAUAUUACUGAAGUAGCUCUGAACAGAGAUAAGUGGAAAGAGAUUUGUUUUGCAGCAAUAGGCCUCAAUGGCCUUUGA
Messenger RNA from Cinara cedri, 288 nucleotides. The record is from the annotation of a GenBank genome assembly. NCBI's taxonomy places the organism in Eukaryota, Metazoa, Arthropoda, Insecta, Hemiptera, Aphididae.